AUGUCGGGUCAUGGUUGUUUCAGACAGUACUUCUAUCGGUUUAAAAUAGAAGAAGACGCGAAAUGUGUGUACUGCAACGGUUCGGGUGACGACGAAGCAGAACACACUGAUGACGCGGAGCAUACGCUUUUUUCCUGCGGGCACUGGCGUGAACUCAGGGAAGCCAUGUUUUCGGCCAUGGGCACUGAAGUCACGGUCGAGAAUAUGGUUCAAACUAUGUUACAGAGUGCAGACUCAUGGCGCGAGAUAGAGUCCUUUGUUAUCAAAGUCAUGCAGACAAAGGAAAAGGACAGAAGGAUGUCACAACACCAUCGGAGAAUUCCUGCAGCUCGGCUGGGCGCUCGCGGAAGACGGAGGAGACCUUAA
Molecule: messenger RNA, 366 nt
Organism: Leptopilina heterotoma
Lineage: Eukaryota; Metazoa; Arthropoda; Insecta; Hymenoptera; Figitidae
Exons: 1
Coding region: 1-366 (121 amino acids)
Source: RefSeq, a predicted model, not a curated record